Gastrolobium bilobum is the source of this 778-nucleotide messenger RNA. RefSeq lists its product as uncharacterized. Bases 72 to 647 code for a protein of 191 amino acids. The record is from RefSeq and is a predicted model, not a curated record. Lineage: Eukaryota; Viridiplantae; Streptophyta; Magnoliopsida; Fabales; Fabaceae. The transcript has a single exon.
GGUUAUUGUUUGUAAAUACCUUCAUUUCCAUCCACAAUUGGUAUUGCUGUGACUGUGAGAAGGGGAAGAAGAUGAAAAAUCUUAGCCUGGGAUCAAAGCUCCACAUUCCAAGCCCAUCCAACCCCUCUUGUUCCACUUCACAUCCUCCAUUAUUUCUCAAACCCAUCAAACUUGUUAUAUCAUGUGGGAAAACAUUGAAACACUCACCUUCAAAUGUGAGACAACAUACUACUCCAACUCGUUCAAUCACCCUCAAACACACAACAGGUGUGGAACAUGAUGCACCGAGAUCAUUGGUGAAACAUGUAGUUCCUGAUCAAAAAGGGUAUUCGAGGAUUGUGAUAAUGGGAGCUGCUGUUUCAGUGGGAGUUUUGCUGAUUCUGAGUGACCAAAAGGCCUUUGCUUUGGGUCCUGAAGGUCCACUUGUGGAAGAGUUUUGGGACAAUGUUAGGAGAUAUGCACUGUACGCUCUCACUGUCAGCACAGGUGCCAUUUAUACCAUCGUCCAGCCUAUAUUUGAGCUGCUCAAGAAUCCCAUUUCUGCAUUUCUCAUAAUUGCUAUUUUAGGGGGCAGCAUCUACAUUGUUUCUCAAGUGCUUUCUGCCAUGGUUGGUGUUUCUGAGUUUGCUUACGAUUAUGGAUACUAGAUAUACCUCCAACCAUAUCUAAAGCCCACUUCAUCGUUUUUCUAUACAUUUUUAGUAUUUUUCACCUUUUGUUAUUGUUCAAUAGUGAGCCACAAUUUUAAUGAUGGAGAAAGUAGAAAUUAUUAUUUUAA